AAAGAGAAGAUGCCUAGUCUUGGUUCCUGCAAUAUAUCUGGAUCACCCGAACGGGAUACUACAUUCGGUUAAUGUUUAUUUAGUGAAAAAUAUAUAUUCGUUUUUUGGUGCAUUUAAAAUUUUUAUUAUUUUCUUCAUCAUGCGGCUUUCAGUGUCUUUUAUUUUCCUAUUAAUAGCAUGUAGUUUUCUAACAAUUGCUGCAGAGAGGAAGGUAAUUUUUAUGAUACCACGACACGUAAGAAGGAGUCCGGGUGCAUCGUGGCACUCUCAUAUGAGACCACCGCCAUUAAGAAAAUCCCAUUAUUCAGCUGACGACAUUUAUCCACAUCUUUAUAAUCGACCGAAUAGUAUUAUUUAUGGGAAACCUGCAUUUCGCCAUAGCGGAAAUUAUCUUCCCCAUGGGGGCGAUGAUUUUGAUCAAGGUCACGAGGGAAUUAACAAUAUUGUCGUACCCCAUGGUAAAGGCAUAACUCACGGGAUUUCCUAUGGUCACGGUUAUAUACCAUAUGAUAAAAUUAAAGGCAAUUUUUCACCUCUGAAGGAAGGAUUUGCGGAAAAUCAUCAUUUACAGGAUUCAUCGGAUGAUUCAUCUUUUUCACCGCUAGAUCCAAGUCAUGUUAGUUUAACUACUGAAAGUGACACAGAUUCCUUUCUUCCAGGUCAAAGUGGAUCUUAUGAUGCCGAGUUGACUGGCAAGACUGUAGAGGAUGAAAAUAAACUUUUUAAUUCAAGAUCACUAGCAAAAACUUCAUUUGGCGACAAACUUUCGUUAGAUAAUGUUAAUAGCGCCUCAGCUGGUGAGGAAAAAUCAAUUAUUGCCAAUGAUUAUUCAACAUCGUCGCACGUGACGCAAACGGAGACAACGUCGAGUCCAACGAUUUUCGUGCCAUCGCCAAAAAUUGCAGGCAGCACUUAUGGAGUUGUGAUUCGUGACAGUGUCUCUCUCGAUGAAUACAAUAAAAAAGUUGAGGAAUUGACAAAAUCAUGGCCGGGUGUUGUGAAUAUUCCCGGAAUUCACGGUGGCAAUAUACAACAUGCUGGGCAAAAUAUUCAACAAUUGUCAAUAUCGUCGUUUCCGGGUUCGAGUUUUCCUGCCGCUUCAACUUGGACAUCGUCAUUGGCGGGCAGUCAGGGCUAUUCUGUUAGGGAGGAUAUUGUCGAGCCCGAAUAUGAUUUUCGAAAAAUGCCCAUUCAAAACAGUCCAAUGCAUUCUUUCCCCAGUCCUGGCACUGCAAGUUUGCCUAAUAUUCAAACUUCGUAUUCGUAAUUUUUAGAAUUUAGAAUUUAAGUGAAUACGAUUUUUAUUCAGUACGAAUUUGAGUGAAUAUGAUUUCUAUUCAAAUAUGAAUUUUUGAGUGAAUACGAUUUUUAUUCAAUACGAAUUUUCAAGUUUUUUAUUCUCAUUUGUGUUAAAUAAUUAUUUUUUUUAAUAUGACGAAUAUUAAUUCGUCAUUAAAAAAAAUAAUUAUUAUUUGUUUCCAAUUGCGUAACUAAAAAUAAUUCGAUAAUUCGACAUUAAUUUCUUUGUUUUGAUAACAAACUGAAACAGAAUUUGGGAACAAUUU
Molecule: messenger RNA, 1565 nt
Organism: Leptopilina heterotoma
Lineage: Eukaryota; Metazoa; Arthropoda; Insecta; Hymenoptera; Figitidae
Exons: 5
Coding region: 140-1267 (375 amino acids)
Source: RefSeq, a predicted model, not a curated record